This is a messenger RNA of Drosophila hydei, 6363 nucleotides long. It is a transcript of the gene Abl, whose product is annotated as tyrosine-protein kinase Abl. The transcript is spliced from 9 exons. Gene Ontology annotation, biological process: protein phosphorylation. Gene Ontology annotation, molecular function: non-membrane spanning protein tyrosine kinase activity; protein binding; ATP binding. The record is from RefSeq and is a predicted model, not a curated record. Lineage: Eukaryota; Metazoa; Arthropoda; Insecta; Diptera; Drosophilidae. The coding region runs from base 783 to 6014 and encodes 1743 amino acids.
CUUGUGUUAUUUGUGUGUUAGUUAGGUGCGGUCACACUGCGUGGUAGUCGUCUUGAAAAUUUUACUUAAGUCAGUCGGGUAAGCCGUGUCGUGCGGGUGGUUAAUUUUUCUGUGCGUGUGUGUGUGUGUGUGUAGUGUAAUUGGAAAAAUGCAAAGAUAUAGAUAACUUCAAAGCUGCACUUACACACAGCUACAAAGAAAUAAGAAACUAACUGCAAUUUCAAUUUAUGGUGCUGUUAAUGCAAAAUAUGUGAGACGCAGACGCAGCAGCACUGCGAAAGACGUAAGACGGCCAGACAAAGUGCAUUUUAGGGCGUGUUUGUAAGCCCUAGCCAGACUCCCUCUAUUCCAUCUACCCCCUGAAAGCACUGGCGCACUCAACAAAUGAAACAACAUAGAAGAGAAACAAAUAUUAAUUGUUGUCCCCCACACACACACACAAAAAGAUAAAAAAAAAAUCUGAUUGGUAAUUUCGCAACAUCCUUGAAUUUUGUCUACUCUCAAUUUGCAAAUUGGAGUAGCAAUACGAGUGCGUGUGCGUGUAUAUGUGUGUGCGUUUGUGUGUGUGGAGAGCGCAUCUCGUAAAAGAAAGAAAAGAGACGACGGCGUACGAAAGAAAAUGUGUAGAGCAGCAAAUUAAAAAAAUAGCAAGUGCAAAUGCGAUAAAAAAUAUAAAAAUAUAUAAAAAAUUAUUGCAGCUGCAGCUAAAACGAAAUUGUGAAAAAAAAUUUUAAAAGAAAGUAGAUAAUAGUGCAUAAUUUGGGGUGCAUGUGAUUGGAAGGAUGGGCGCACAGCAGGGCAAGGAGCGCGGCUCCCAUUCGAGCGGCGGGGGCGGGGGCGGUACCGUUAGCUGCAUCGGUGUCGGUGCUAGUAGCAGUCCCGUUGCAUCCGGUUCGCCGCAUUGCAUCAGCGGCGGCAACAGCAGCACCUCCGUUGCCGGCCUUAGCUCCAACUCCACUUUGCGCAAUUCUCGCAUGAAAUCACAUCAAUCUUCAGGACAUGGUAGCAUCAAUUCGAGUGGCUCCUCGGCGCAUCGUAGUGGCGGCGGUGGCGGCGUUUCGAAUGCGAACCACAAGGAUAAUCGCUGCAAUCCCAGCGUCGGCUUAAACAUAUUCACCGAGCACAAUGGUACCAAGCACAGAUCUUUUCGCGGCCAUCCCGGCAAAUAUCAAAUGAAUUUAGAGGCGCUACUCCAAUCACGUCCAUUGCCACACAUUCCAGCCGGGAGCACAGCGGCUGCACUGUUAGCAGAUGCAGCUGAGCUACAGAGCCAGGAUUCAUCAGUGCUCGCCUCGUUAGGUGGGGUGCAUAGCUCGACAACGUCUGUGUUCGAAUCAGCACAUCGCUGGACUUCCAAAGAGAAUCUCUUGGCGCCGGGACCCGAAGAGGAUGAUCCUCAGCUGUUUGUGGCGCUGUACGACUUCCAAGCAGGCGGCGAGAAUCAACUGAGCCUCAAGAAAGGGGAACAGGUGCGCAUUCUCAGCUACAACAAAUCGGGUGAGUGGUGCGAAGCUCACUCAGACUCCGGCAACGUGGGUUGGGUGCCCUCCAACUAUGUGACGCCGCUCAACUCACUCGAGAAGCACUCCUGGUACCAUGGACCCAUCUCACGAAAUGCUGCUGAGUAUUUGCUCAGCUCAGGCAUUAAUGGAAGCUUCCUGGUGCGCGAGAGCGAAAGUUCGCCUGGACAGCGAAGCAUCAGCUUAAGAUACGAGGGCCGCGUCUAUCACUAUCGCAUCUCUGAAGACCCAGAUGGCAAGGUCUUUGUCACACAGGAGGCCAAAUUCAAUACGCUCGCCGAGCUAGUGCAUCAUCACAGCGUGCCACAUGAGGGACACGGCUUGAUAACACCUCUGCUCUAUCCAGCGCCCAAACAGAACAAACCCACAGUCUUUCCAUUGAGUCCCGAGCCAGAUGAAUGGGAAAUUUGUCGCACGGACAUCAUGAUGAAGCACAAGCUGGGCGGCGGCCAAUAUGGCGAGGUAUACGAGGCGGUAUGGAAACGCUAUGGCAAUACAGUGGCCGUUAAAACGCUCAAGGAGGAUACGAUGGCGCUUAAAGAUUUCCUCGAGGAAGCAGCCAUCAUGAAGGAGAUGAAGCAUCCAAAUCUCGUACAACUAAUCGGUGUCUGCACCCGUGAGCCGCCCUUUUACAUCAUCACAGAAUUCAUGUCGCAUGGCAAUCUACUGGACUUUUUGCGCUCGGCUGGCAGAGAGACCUUGGAUGCGGUGGCCCUACUCUAUAUGGCCACCCAAAUAGCAUCUGGCAUGAGCUAUCUGGAGUCCCGCAAUUAUAUCCAUCGAGAUUUGGCAGCUCGCAACUGCUUGGUGGGCGACAACAAGCUCGUUAAGGUGGCCGACUUUGGGCUAGCGCGACUAAUGCGCGAUGAUACGUAUACGGCACAUGCGGGCGCCAAGUUUCCCAUCAAGUGGACCGCCCCAGAGGGAUUGGCGUACAAUAAGUUCAGCACCAAGUCGGAUGUGUGGGCCUUUGGGGUGCUACUAUGGGAAAUAGCGACAUAUGGCAUGUCGCCAUAUCCUGGCAUUGAUCUCACCGAUGUGUACCACAAACUGGAGAAGGGCUAUCGUAUGGAGCGGCCACCGGGCUGUCCGCCGGAGGUGUACGAUCUAAUGCGCCAGUGCUGGCAAUGGGAUGCAACGGAUCGGCCCACAUUCAAGAGCAUACACCAUGCGCUGGAGCACAUGUUUCAGGAAUCGUCCAUCACCGAAGCGGUAGAGAAACAGCUCAACGCCACAGCUAUAGCCAGCUCCGGUACAGGCUCCAACUCCGGUUCCAUUUCCACUGCAGCGGCUGGUGUAGCUCCCCCCACAGCGACGGCCAGUGCCUCCUCCUCAGCCUCCGCCUCACUCAGUCUGACGCCACAAAUGGUCAAGAAAAGUCUGCCCAACGUUGAGCAACAACAGCAGCAGCAGCAACAGCUAGCUAGCACGCCCAUGUCAGAAACUGGUUCCACAUCCACCAAGCUGAGCACCUUCUCCAGCCAGGGCAAGGGCAAUGUGCAAAUGCGUCGCACCACCAACAAACAGGGCAAACAGGCGCCAGCACCGCCAAAGCGUACUAGUCUGCUUUCCAGCAGCCGGGAUUCCACAUAUCGCGAAGAGGAUGCACGCAAUUUGAUAGAUGAGCUCAAUACGAAUGGUAGUAGUAGAAACUUCCACUUCAACUCCAACAACAUUUUAAGCCAAACCCUAUGUAGAAACUUUAAAACCCAAAUUCCAACCCAGACACAAAUACGUACACAACAACAACAACAACAACAACAGAAAGAACAAUUAUUACAGUCACCAAUAUUACAACAACAACAACAACAACAAACAUAUUCAAUUAAAAAAUCAUCCUCCUGCAGUAGUUUCCUUUACGACAUCCUAUUUCGAGGUCUCACGCGUGACAUCAAUAACUUGACGCAGCGAUAUGAUUCGGAAACUGACCCUGCUGCCGAUCCGGAUACGGAUGCCACUGGCGAUAGCAUAGAGCAAAGCUUGACUACAGUUACGCCGCCUAAUAAGAUGCAGCACUCGCUGCAUGCCGGUGUCUCGAGUCUUACUGGCGGCAUUGGACCACGCUCCUCGCAGCAGCACAGCUCGUUCAAGCGCCCGGUGAUGGGCAAUCGAGGCCUGGAGACACGUCAGAGUAAGCGUUCGCAACAGCCGACACCGAGCAGUGUGACCACCAAUGGCAACGGCGGCACACCUGUGCUGCCGGCUCAUCCCAUUACUGUGGGCGCUUUGGAGGUGAUGAAUGUUAAGCGGGUCGUCAACCGCUAUGGCACUUUGCCCAAAGUGGCACGCAUUGGCGCUUUCCUGGACAGCCUAGAGGACAGCAGCAGCAGCAACAGCAGUGGCGGAGGCACUGCUGCUGAAGCACCAGUCAAUGGACACACCACAUCAGCUGGAGCAGCUCGUGCUUUGCCCGCUGUGCCCGCCUUGCCUACAGCGACUAGCAAGGCGCAACAGGUGCCACAACAGAUGAUUCGCAGCAAUUCCUCUGGUGGCGUGACCAUGCAAAACAAUGCAGCGGCCAGUUUGAAUAAGCUGCAGCGACAUCGCACCACCACUGAGGGGACUAUGAUGACCUUCUCCUCGUUUCGAGCUGCCGGCAGCAACAGCUCUCCUAAACGUGGUGGUAUUACACAGCCGGCGCUGGCCAAUCUGGAGUUUCCACCACCGCCGUUGGAGGAAUUUGAGGCAUUGCCACCACCACCGCCACCGCCAGCCCCGGAGAGUGCUGUCCAAGCCAUACAACAGCAUCUGCAUGCGCAGCACAGCAGCAGCAACGAUGUUAGCAAUACGGCGCCCAGUGUCGAAGAGGCCAGCUCCCGAUUUGGUGUCUCACUGCGCAAACGUGAACCCUCCACGGAUUCAUGCAGUUCUCUAGGCACACCACCCGAGACAUCAGCAUCAGCAGGAGCAGCAGCCACCGCUGCCGAAGAAAAGGGUCUCAAUCUUAAAGAGAAACUCAUCACAGAAAUCAAGUCAGCGGGCAAGCCAUCCGAUUCAUCUGUAGGCUAUUCCAAUGGCAGUGUCCCAGUCGUUGUCGAUCCUGUUGCCCAGUUGGUUACCGAGCUGGCCGAGAGCAUGAAUUUGCCCAAGCAUUCAAAACUGACAAAUGGCAAUUGCAACAGCAACACCAACACCAGCAACGCGAACAGCAGCAACAACAACAACAACUUUAAGGCACAGCUGAAAAAGGUGGAGCCAAAAAAAUUGAAUGCACCCAUUCCAAAGGCUGAGCAGCCCACAAAUAUAAUUGACUUUAAAGCACAUCUGCGCAAAGUGGACAAAGUGGAGCAGCAACAGCCCAAGGAGCAAACUGUGCAACAACAACAGCAACAAUCGCCCAAUGCUAAUUGCAAUACUGCGCGCAAAGAAGAAACCAAAAAGUUUAGUGCUGCAAAUCAAAAGACUGAAAUCAAAAUCGAUGUUAGCAACUCCAAUGCGGAUGCGGAUGGAGGCGACACGAGCACGGGCACGGGCACAGGCACAGGCAACAGUUCAGACGGUGGCAAGCGACGCAGCACAGGUAGUAUUAGUAGCUUAAAAAAACUUUGGGAGCAGCCUAGUGGCGACUAUGCCAGCACCACAAUCCCACAGACCAUGGCAACCAGCAAUGGUGGUGCCAGCACCGCCCAAUUGUCGCCCAAAUAUGGCUUAAAAGCAAUCCAGCAGCCAUUGGCUAACGUUACUGGGAAUAGCAAAGUGUUUGGUAACAAACCGCCGCCAGCGGCACCACCACCACCGCCCCCAAUUAGCAGCACUCCAAGCACUCCACAGUCCAAGCCAGCAGUAGCAGUAGCUGCCACCACAAAAUUAGCAACCACAGCAAUAAAAACAUCUCUUUCAACGCAACUCUUCACAGAUGCCGAGGGCAGCAGCAGCAGCAAUGAGGAGCAGCAGCAAACACGUGAUCAAGCGGAGCUCAUGACGCAAUCGCUCUAUGGCGAUCAGUACAACAACUCCAACUCCCACGCCAACGUCAACAUCAACAUCAACGCGAACUCCUCUAGUCAACAGCAGCCGAUGCCGAGCAAUGCCAACAACAAGCUGAGCAGCUCCUCCAGCAAUAGUCAGAAUAAGCCUGCCGUGCCGCAUAAGCCCACCAAGCUGACUAUCUAUGCCACGCCCAUAGCCAAAAUCGCUGGCAUUGGUGUCGGCGGAGACAACAUCAAUUCGACGCAGAUAUCUAGGGAGAGCAUAUUGGAGCUGGUUACGCUGCUGGAGGGUUCCCUGAAACAUCCAGUGAAUGCAAUCUCCGCAUCGCAGUGGCUGCAGCUUAGCGACAAGUUGAAUAUACUCCAAAAUUCGUGUGUGGUCUUUGCGGAGAACGAAUCCAUGCCGCCGCACUCGAAAUUCCACUUUCGCGAGCUGGUGACCCGCGUGGAGACGCAGUCGCAGCAUUUGCGCACAGCCGGCAGUAAAAAUGUGCAAGACAAUGAGCGAUUGGUUGGUGAGGUGGGCCAAUCGCUCAAACAGAUCUCGAAUGCUCUGCAUAGGUAAAUGAUAAGAACGGGGAUGGACGCACAGCGGAGCGGUGUUGCACUCGCUGACAACAGCGGCGCCGGCAUAUGGCUGGAUGCCGAGGGCAAUUUUAUCAAGCGUAGGCAACAGCCCCACUGAUCAAAUAUAUAUAUAUAAAUAUAUAUAUAUGUGAUGUAUAUGUAUAUACAUAUCUAUAUAUAUGUAUUUGUCACACACAAUGCUCCCACCAUCCCCCUCGCCCACUUCCAGUGAAGGCGGAUAAAAGACAACGAACUGGAAACGGAUUAAACGAUAGCAUAACUAACACUUGAAAGCCCAGCGAAGAAGCUCAGCAACAGACAACAAGCAACCAAUAACAACAACAAAA